AUGCCGGAGCAGGGUUCUAAGAGCAGUGCUAGUUCCAUGAAAGGCUAUAAGAAAGCCGUGACUAAAACUCAGAAAAAGGAGGAGAAAAAGCGCAAGAGAUAUCGCAAAGAGAGCUAUUCAGUUUAUAUCUAUAAAGUACUGAAACAAGUUCAUCCGGAUACUGGUAUUUCUUCGAAGGCUAUGAGUAUUAUGAAUUCACUUGUUACUGAUAUGUUUGAGCGCAUUGCAGCGGAGGCGUCCCGCCUGGUGCGUUACAACAAGUGUUCGACCGUCACAUCCAGGGAGAUCCAGACAGCAGUGCGCUUGCUGCUUCCUGGGGAGUUGGCUAAGCACGCAGUGUCCGAGGGCACCAAGGCUGUCAGUAAAUACAGUAGUUCCAAGUAAAGAAAUCCAGACUUUUGUAACCCAAAGGCUCUUUUAAGAGCCACUUAACUUUCUAGAGAGUUGUAGGCUUUUUACUUGGCUGCUCGGUGUGUGUGGGCA
Messenger RNA from Delphinapterus leucas (beluga whale), 483 nucleotides. The record is from RefSeq and is a predicted model, not a curated record. Lineage: Eukaryota; Metazoa; Chordata; Mammalia; Artiodactyla; Monodontidae.